AUGCAACCAAACGGUCUGUUUCCGAUAAUUAAACUUGUAGAUUUAUACCUCUGUCAUGUGAGCAGUUCGGCUCGCUUACACAUGUCUCAAUACGGAAUCCAUGUGAGCAUCUUCAGUGGAGAAAGUUAUGAAGAUGAGACCCAGGACAGUAGCGAUUACGGGGCUGAAUCCCGGAAUAGUCAAGGAAGAUUACCAGAAGAACUACAGUUUCUCAAAACUCGUGAUCUCUUGUGCCAUCUGGCUCAACAUCUACAACAAGAAUUAGCGAGCAGAGUGCGUUUCGAUUUGACAUCAAAAGUCACCAAAGGAUGGUCUUCUUCUGUGGAUUCGACGUACUUGAAUCAAUUAAGGCACAACCUGGUUCUUAAAACUUUAAAGCAAGCAGACGCCGGACGCGCUUUCCAUUGCGUUACAGCAGGUUUACACGGGGAGCUGUUCGACUUACUUUUGAAUACUCCGGAGUUGAUCAACGUCCGGGACACAUCGGGAUGCGGUUUAUUGCAUCGAGCUGUUGAGAAGGGAUAUGCGGAAAUGGUAAACUUAUUGGUCUCGAGAGGAAUAGAUAUCAACGCAGAAAACAAUGUUGGAGACUGUCCAUUGCAUCUAGCUGUUCAAACCUCCCGAAUCGAUAUAGUGACAAAGCUACUGGAGUAUGGUGCUAAUCCAAGGUGCACAAACAAAGAAGGAGAACAGCCUAUUCACAUGGCUGCGCAGGUCAACUUUGUGGAAGGAGUAAAGUUACUGCUUAUCUACCCGGAAGUCAUCGUUGACUGCCUGGAUGCGCGCAAAUCGACACCCUUACAUCAUUGUUGCUUGGCGGACAGCGAGGACUGCCUGAAAAUGCUGCUGGAACACGGAGCCAACAUUUAUCAAAGAAACGUAUUUGGAAGUGCCUCCAUCCACAUUGCCAUUUUCCAAGUCGCUCUAAAAUGCGCAAAUGCACUAUUUGAAUACGAACAGCUGAAAAUGUGUCAAGGGGCACUUCUGAAUCCUUCUACUGCAUCAGUGCAACAGGAUGCAAGUACACCUAGAAAGAAGAAAACCAGUUUGCUCAGUUUUCUGACUGAAAAAACAGGUUCCGCAAGGCUUGAGAGAAGGAGGUCAUCCCGACAGCCAAGCGUGCCCUCCACUGUAUCCGAUAGCGAUAUGCACCAACUGGUACACAUGAUGGAUGAGGAGGGCUUCUCACCCCUUCACAUGGCUGUUCAUUCUGGAAAUAUCGAGCUGAUCAAAAUGUGUCUGGAUAGAGGAGCAGAUAUACUCGGAUCUGAUAAGUCGGGCCAUUCUGCUCUACAUUUUGCUUGCGCUCGAGGAGAUUUAGAAUGUGCCAAACUUCUCUUCGAGUAUGGACAGCGUGUUGCGCUACGUAUGAUUUUUGCUGUGGAUCAAGACGGACGUACCCCAAUGCAUAUGGCGGCUAUGCACAAUCAUCCAGAUUUGAUUGAUUUUCUACUAGAAAAGGGAGCGGAUAUGAACCCCACGGAUAGCAAGGGACUAACACCGCUUUUGCUCGCAUGUCAAAAAGGGUCCAUCAAAGCGACAAAACAUCUCCUAGAGAUUGGAGCGGAUAUUUACAAAUGCGACGAGAAUGGUAGAAAUUUGAGUAUACUCCUUCUGCUUGGCGGCACCGGUGAUGCCCGUGAAGUUGUUCCUGUUCUAGUAAAAAUGGGAACUCUGCCUGUCCUGUUCACACAACCAGAUCGAUACGGCUGUACCUACAUGCAUGUUGCCGCACGGCUUGGUCAAAGAGUAGCCAUCAAAAUAGGUCUGGCAAAUGGUGGAAAAUUGCUGCAGAGGGAUAGCGAAGGCAGUACGGCUCUGCACUCUGCAGCUCGCUUCGGCCGACUGGAUAUUUGUCGUCAGAUGCUGGAAACCACUGAGGGCAAACGAGCUCUUUUUCUUCGAGACUACUCUGGUCGAUCACCCCUUCAUGUGGCAGCGCAAUACGGAAAUAACCGGGUCGUGGAAUAUCUGCUGGCCAAGGGUGGCUUUUAUCACAGAUGCAAUGAUGGCAACACCCCACUACACUACGCGGCGAUGUUUGGAAAUGCACAGACAUGUGAUAUGCUGUUGGAAAUCAACCCAAGCGUGCUGAACUACACAAACUAUGUUGGUUCAACUGCACUACAUAUUGCAGCCCAGCAUGACAACGCAGGAGUGGUGAGUUAUCUGCUUUCAGCAGGGGCCGAAAUUCUACCGGACAAAAAUGGACUAUACUUCACAAUCCAAGCAUUUCAUUCGGACAACUAUGCAGCUUCUGAGGCGAUCGCUGUGCACAGUCGGUGA
Molecule: messenger RNA, 2286 nt
Organism: Dicrocoelium dendriticum
Lineage: Eukaryota; Metazoa; Platyhelminthes; Trematoda; Plagiorchiida; Dicrocoeliidae
Source: the annotation of a GenBank genome assembly